Medioppia subpectinata is the source of this 1305-nucleotide messenger RNA. Lineage: Eukaryota; Metazoa; Arthropoda; Arachnida; Sarcoptiformes; Oppiidae. The record is from the annotation of a GenBank genome assembly.
AUGAAGAAUUCCCAAAACCACCCGAACCUAUGGCUGACAUCUCAAGGAAUUGAUUAUUUGGCAUUCAUUGGCGUAAAAGUCGAUAAAAUUAUAUUGUGUCCCAAUUCGUGGUCUCUAUUGUCUCCCCAACUGAAGACAUGUCCGUCGGAUGUGAUGGCAAAUGAAGAUACCUCUACAACCAAUUUGUGCAGAAUUGUUGUGACCCCAGGCAUAGACCCGACCAUCACUUAUGAGGGCCACGUAUUAUUUGUAACAAACAAUGAUAUGGUCUAUGGUUUGGGUCAUAAUAGAAACGGAUGUCUGGGUUUUGGACACAAAAGUCCUAUACUAUCACCACAACUGAUCCCAGAAUUAUGUCAUAAAAACAUACAAUACUUUGUCAAUGGAUAUGAUUUUGUGUUAGCAGUGAAUGGCAUGAAUAGUAUCUAUGGUUUUGGUCACAAUAGCUUUGGACAGUUAGCCAAUGGUAAUAGAAAUAUGACUGAUUGGUGUCUGAAACCUGAGAUAAUAACAUAUUUUAAUAAUAAAAAUAUCCGACAAAUUAAUUGUGGUAAUCAUCACACACUGGCCCUCACAAGUGAUGGCCGGGUCUACGCCUGGGGUCAUAACAAUUGGGGCCAAAUUGGUUGCGGAAUAAAUGAAAGCGAGGAUAAGACUACAAGUGAUGGUAACUAUAAAACCCAAUUCAUAGAGAUGUCAGCCAUAGGUUCGGGUGGUUUUGGGACUGUAUUUAAAGUAAAGCAUAAAUUGGAUGAUAAGAUAUAUGCCGUUAAGAAUGUUCGAUUCGGGAAUUUUAGUGAAGAAAAGAAACUAAAAGUAUUAAAAGAAGUGAAAAGUUUGGCAAAACUGAACUCAGAAUAUGUGGUGAAAUAUUACAACUCAUGGCUUGAGUCCAAUCAUCUCUUCAUUCAAAUGGAGUUCUGUUUACAAAGUCUUAAAUCUGUUCUCAAAGACAAACCCAUUGUCUUCGAGAGACAACCGGAAGAAGGAAUUAAUAAUAUCUUAGAUUGUGUUCAAUAUAUCCAUUCAUGUGAUCCACCGGUCAUUCAUCGGGAUCUCAAACCCGACAAUAUAUUAAUUGAUCCCGACUUCGGGUCUAAUCGUUGUGUAAAACUGUGUGACUUCGGUUUGGCCACCGAUCACAACACCGAUGGCCACACUGCCAGCCGAUACUCGCACUCAGUAGUGGGCACAACCAGAUAUAUGGCGCCCGAAGUAUUUUGCGGCAAAUAUAACCACAAAUCAGAUAUAUUUAGUCUCUCUGUAAUCGGACAGCAGUUGUUUGAUAUCGAUCUCCAGGAGUAA